This is a messenger RNA of Aphis gossypii (cotton aphid), 1009 nucleotides long. RefSeq lists its product as uncharacterized. The transcript is spliced from 4 exons. Lineage: Eukaryota; Metazoa; Arthropoda; Insecta; Hemiptera; Aphididae. The record is from RefSeq and is a predicted model, not a curated record. Bases 59 to 640 code for a protein of 193 amino acids.
AAACAGUAUCUGUUUGUGUACUUUUGAUAUCAGAAAAAAAAGCGAAAAUAGAAAAAUUAUGAAAAAUUAUAAUUUUUUUAUGUUUAUAAAACUAUUGAUCAUAAUUAUUAUAUGUUCGGAAUCUACUGCAAAAAAUAAAAAUGGUCUAACUUCUCCAGUUGGUCCUUACCAAUUGGUCUUCAAACAGAUUUAUAACUGUGAAAUGAAACAAAACAGUAAACUUAAACUUGACGCUUACUUGAGUCACACAGGCAAUUCAACAUUGAUCCUUGGAAAAAGCACUCUUAAAGUGCCUUUUGAUGACACUUUAUUCUUAGAAAUGAGACUCGCUUUCAAAGAUUCUUUCGGGCAAUGGAAAGAAAAUCAUUUUGUGUAUAAGUCACCAAAAGCAUGCUCAACGUUAAAAGAAAUAUUUGGAAACGCGUGGACUGCAUUCACGAUUGGUAGUGGAUUUCCAAGUACAAAUUGUCCUAUACGUCCGGGAAUUUAUGACGCUCCAGGUUUUGAUCCUUCAGUACUUAAAGACUCAAAUGCACCAAAAGUAUUUCUUUAUGGAACAUACAAAUUUCAUCUGUAUUUUACAAAAAAUAAUGAAGUACUUGGCUGUGAAGCCUACAUUUUGGAAUUUAAACGUCCUUAAAAUGUAUUGUUUAUUCAUUUCUGAAUUUCUUUUUAGAAAGAAUUGAAUUAUUACCUUUUUAAAUAAUCUUAUAGUAUUAUAUGAUUUGGCUAUAAAUACAACCAAUUAAAGGUAUAAUAUUUAUUACUGAAAAGAAAUUAAAUUGAAAUAAAAUUAAUCGUGUGAAGAAACAAAAUAAAAACACUAUAAUAAUAUAAUAAUAAACACUAUAACACUUUACAAUCACUUAUACACCAAAGUGAAAAAUGCACUGCUAUACCGGUCAUAGCAUACUGUUACAUAAAAUGAAUAUUUAUAUUGUAUGGUAAUUGUUAAUCCUUCAUCUGAAAUAAAUAAAUAAAUUUUUAUUACUUUAAUUUUAAUUUUUCA